AUGAUUGCCGACAUUCCAGGCAUUCGCUCCUCCAUAGAUGGCGCAAUAGUUUUCGGUACUACCUGGGAGGCGCACGCAGAGUCGCUCAACAAGCUGCUGAUUCGACUUGAGCAGUAUGGAUUCCAUGUCAAGGCGGAGAAAUGUAAGUUUUUCCAGACUGAACUUUGCUAUCUAGGUCACAUCGUGGAUCGUCAUGGUAUUCGCCCGGAUCCAGUGAAGCUGCAAGCAAUCGACAAAAUUCCAGCACCAACCAACGUGACCGAACUGCGCUCAUUUUUCGGGGCCGUCAACUACUACGGUAGGUUUGUGCGCAACACCCAUGAGCUAAGACAACCGCUUGACCAGCUACUAAAGAAGGGUGUCAAGUGUCAGUGGAACGACCGAUGUCAGCAGUCGUUUAAAAAGUUCAAAGCGAUUCUACAGUACGAGCUUUUAUUGACGCACUACGAUCCGACGCUGCCUAUCAUCGUUGCAGCAGCUACCUCCAACACUGGUAUUGGUGCGGUGAUCCUGCACAAAUUUGCGGAUGGCAUACUGAAAGCCGUUCAACACGCUUCUCGUUCACUCACACCCACCGAGCAAGGUUAUGGUCAACCGGAGAAAGAAGCAUUGGCGUUUGUCUACGCGGUGACAAAGUUUCAUAAAUUCAAUUCAAUUGGGACGACACUUCACUUAGCAGACUGA
Messenger RNA from Armigeres subalbatus, 684 nucleotides. RefSeq lists its product as uncharacterized. The transcript has a single exon. The coding region runs from base 1 to 684 and encodes 227 amino acids. NCBI's taxonomy places the organism in Eukaryota, Metazoa, Arthropoda, Insecta, Diptera, Culicidae. The record is from RefSeq and is a predicted model, not a curated record.